AUGGAUUUUUUCCACGUUUCCUGAAAAUCUUAUCUUCCACCCCAGCUUUUGGUCCGACCGUUGGUUUCUUGAAGGUAUCUUUGCUUCGUACUUCAUUCCUCUAUCGCCAAGUUCAUGCCUGUGGGUCAAUAUUACAACUCCUGGUUGUGGCGAUAUCCCCGUAUCCCAUCUUACAUUCUUUCUUGCCUUUUCCAGAGUCUAG
Molecule: messenger RNA, 202 nt
Organism: Cadophora gregata
Lineage: Eukaryota; Fungi; Ascomycota; Leotiomycetes; Helotiales; Ploettnerulaceae
Exons: 2
Source: RefSeq, a predicted model, not a curated record